AUGGGAAACUGUGUGUUAUAUUCUUCUCAUUCUGAUGUAUAUAAAACUAAUAAAAAUGAAUAUUAUGAAAAUUUAAUAUGCAAUUUUGUUAAGGGGGAUAAACUUAGCCUUGUCCAGAAGGCGUUUGUUGUAUAUGAAUUUUUACGGAAAAAAUCAGAAAAUAAAGAUGAAUAUUUAUAUUAUAUCAUUAAUAGCACUCAUAGAAAAAAAGUAAAAAGCGCAUUAGUGAAUUUAGGUGAAGAUAAGGAUAUAGACAUUUUUAAUUUUCUAUUAAAGUUAUAUAAAAAAAUGAACAAUGAUUAUUAUAAUAAUAUUAACGAUUUUAAUUAUACUAAUUAUUAUAAUUGGUUUCUUCAUGAAAAUUCAAAAUUUUCAAAAUUUCCAGAGCAAAUUAAUAUAAUACAAAAAAUAUAUAAUUUUAUAAGAAUAAAGUAUAUUUUAGAAAAUAUAUGUUUACAUGUAUAUUUUGAAAAAUAUGGAAUAUACAAUAAAUCCUAUGAAAUAAACAACAAUUUUGAAAAUAAAAUAUUAAAUAAUAAUGAAUUAGUAAAAAAUAAUGAUAAAUCAUUUGAAUUAUUAAAUUCAAAGAAAGGUACAAUGAAUAUUAUGUCUGUGGAAAGAAGGAAAAUGAUUAAAUCAAUAAGAAGCAAUUUUAAAAAAAUUGAAAAUAUAUCUACAAAUAAUAUACAACAACCAAUUGUAUUUGAUAGGUUUAAAAUGUCAAAUGAAAUAUGUUUAUAUAUUUUGAGUAAUAAUUAUAAAAUAAAAUGUAUUUUAUACAAUAUAUUUAUUGUUUUAUAUUUCUUAAAUAAACAUUGUAAUAUGUUUGCUAUAAAUGAUGAUACAAAAAAAAUAAUAAAAAGUGAAAUAAAAGAGCAAAUAAAAAAUGAACGGUCAAAAAACAAAUGUUUAAAUAAAGAUAAAAUAAAAUACACAUUAGAGCAUGGAAAUGUGUAUAUGACUUAUUUGUUUAUUUCUUUAUGUCUAUGUUUUGAUAACAAAAUUGAAGAAGAUAUAUUAUUUAAUCAUAAUAUUAAUUUAAAUCAAGAAAAUUUAUGUUUUUCUAAAUGUAUUAGUGAAUUUUUAGAUUUAUGUAGAAUUUCUUGUAAUAAAUCAAAUAAAUUUUGUUCUUAUGAAAUUAAAAAAAAAGAAAAAAAUAUAUAUCAUUGUUCUUUAAAAUCAAUUCAAAAUGUUGGAAUCAAUGAUAGCUUAAUAAAUUCACAUUUUAUAUGUCAAAAUAAAUUUCUAAAAAACAUUAUAAAUAUUGGAAACAGUAAUUAUUUGAUAAAUGAUAAUAUGAUAGUAUUUUGCUUUAUUCUUUUUGGUAAUAUAAAUUAUAUAAGUUCUAAUACAAAUAAUAUAAAAAGAAAUGGUAAUCAUUAUAAUCCCAAAUUAAUUUCAAAAGUUAAUAGUAAUGAUAUGUUUGGAAGCGAAAAUAUUAUUAGGAAAAAAAAAAAGCGAAAAAGAAUAUUAAAAAAAUUGUGGGAUAAAUUUCUACGAAAUAAAAAUUACAAAAACAGCGAUGGAAAUAAUUCAAUAAAUGAUGAUAUUAUUAAUAGCAUGUAUUAUGUUGAUUUCAAUUUAAAUAACAUAGGAUUAUUCAAAAUAAAUUUAUAUAAUUUAAAUGUAGAAAAUAUGCAAACUUUUGAUAAACAUAUAGAAAGUAAUAUUGAAUUGUAUACUAUUCAAAAACAAAAAGACGGUAGUCACGUUUAUGUAAAAAAAGAAAUUGAUAACAAAACUGAUAAUCAAUUGUUGCAAAAUGUUAAAAAUAAUAGUGGAGAUAUAAUAAGUGCUUUGCAAACGAUGAGAAACAAAGAAAUGUGUUACAUUUUUCCUGUAAAUUGUUGUGAAAAUUUGUAUGAUAAAAUUAAAAAAAAAAAAAAAAAAAAACAUGGCACUACUACAAUGACUAUGAAUGAAAAUUUUGUAGAAAAAGAAAAUAAAGAAAAAUUUAUAAAAGUGAAAGAUGUAGAUAACGAAUUUAAAAACGAAAAUGAGUAUUCAGAUCAAAUAAAAAUAAAUUAUGUUAAAAACCAGGAAAAUGUGCCCCUAAAUUAUAUAAAUGAAGAAAAUGGUGAUAAUAAUAUAAAAAAUGUUAACACAAAAUUUUUUUUUCAUAAUAAAGAAAAAAAUAAAAUAAGAGAGCCAUUUUUUAUAUAUGUAUAUGACACAUUUGUUUCUUUUGAAAUGGAACAACUUAUUUCAAAAUAUAAAAAAUUUAGUAAUAAAGACGAAGAAAUAAUUAAGACCAAACCUCCAAAAUAUAAACAAGUACAAAAACAUGGAAAAAUUAAUAAUGCAGAUUAUGGGAAUGAUAAAAUAUAUGAACAAAAAAAAAAAAAAAAUACUAAAAUAUGCAUAGAAAAAAAUAUAGACGACUAUGAUAAUAUAAAUUUAAAAAAAGAAAAUAAUGGAUAUUAUAAGAAUAAAAAGUGUAUUAAUAACAAAGUUCACAAUAAUAUUUUAAGAGAAAUUGAAGCAAAUUUUAAAGAUGAUAUAAUCGCAAAAAAUAUAUUCAAAAAAUAUAACAGAGCAUCCAAUGAUGCUGAUGUCGAUCUAUUUAUAAAUAAAAUGUACAAUAUAAUAAAAAAAAACAGCCAUAAAAUUGAUAAUAAAAAUAGUGGUGAAAAUAAAUGUUUAACAUUUAUGAAAAGAGUUGAAUCACUUAAAAAUGAACAAAAAGAAGAAAGCUAUAAUAAUAUAAAAAAAAAUAAAAGUGUGUUAAAAAAUGAAAAAAAAGAAAAAGUAAUUAAUGAACAAAAUGGGUUAGAUAAUGAAGAAAAACAAAGCAAUAACAGCAAUAAUAAUAAUAAGGAAUAUCAUUUAAAUAAUGAAUUAAAAGAUAUAGAAAAUGAUGAAAAUAAAAUAAACAAUAACAAAGAUGCUAUUAAUACUUUAAAAAUAUUUAUUCAACAUAAAUCAAUUGAUAAUAUAUCUUAUUUUGUAAAUAAUGCAGAUAUUGAAAUAACCUUUAAUUUGUUUAAAAUAUGUAAAAUCGAAAAAAGAAAAAAACUAAUUUUUAGUACAUAUGUAAACAGUGAACAAUCAGACAGAAAUAACAUAGACAAAGUUAAUUAUAAAAUUACAUUGGAUAAAAGUGAUAAAUUAAAAUAUAUGAUUGAUUUAUUAUUUUUACAUUUAAAUUACAAUAGAUUAUAUUAUAUAUAUAUUCCUAAUAGAUUAUUAAAUGUAAGUAAUACCAAGUUUGAAAAUAAUUUUUUUCUAAAUUUAAUUUUAUGCAAUGAUGACAUUAUUAUAGAAAAUUUAUGUAUUACACCAGCUAGUGGUAACAUAAAAUUUCCAAUUGAUAAAUAUAUUUGUUCAAUUUAUUUUGAUAAGAAUUAUUUUAUUAAGAUAGUUUUAUUUAUGUUAGUUAACUUAAUAAAAAUAUACAACAAAAUAAAAAAAGCACAAUAUUACUUUGAGGAAAAAUGCAAUGAAUUUAUGACAAGUUUUUAUGAUUAUUUUAACACAAAAAUAAAUAAAUUAAAUUACAAUUUUUAUAAGAAAAAAAAAAAAAAAAAGUUAUUUAUUAAAAAUGUUUUUUUUAAAAAAAAACAUAACGUAAAAAAUUCAGAUAAUCAAAUUAGAUCAAACAAUGGUUUAUGUGUGUCUUUAAAGCAUUAUUCAAAAUACAAUGAUAAAUACAUGAGUACAGAAGAAGAUAAUAAUGUAGAUAAAAAGUCAAUAAUAAUUAAUGUAUCGUCCACUUUAAAUUCAGAUAAUUAUACAAAUAAUGUUCAUAGUAAUAAUAAUGAUGAACAUUCUAAUAACUUUAACUGUUAUUUGAACCAAAUAAAUAAUGAGAAAUUUUUUGAUAUUGGAUAUAAAUACAAAAAUAUAUAUAUAAAAAUAAUUGAUAUAAAAUUAUAUGAAUGUAUUGUAGAAUACAUAGAUUAUAUAAGAGAAAAUAACAGUUAUUAUUAUUUGUGUCCAUAUAUAUUUGUUAACAAGUUUAAGGGGGUUUGCUUUUUGUUUAUACCAGUGUGCAAAAAUUUUUAUUUAAUCUUUAAUCUCUUUUUUUUCCAUUUUCUUAACUGUUCAAAUUUUUUUAAUUUUAAAAGAUGUUUUAAUAUGAGUAUUAAUAAUGAAGAAAAUACAAAAGUAAAUUUCAUCCUUCCGAGUACGAACAAUUUUUUGCAUAUUAACAAUUUGAUCAAAAUAUUAGAUAUUUACAAAAUAGACAAAAAUGUAUAUGUAAAAUAUAUACCAUUGUAUAAAGAAGUAAUACAAAAAAAUAAUAAUUCAGCUCGGUACUAUAAAUGGAAAAAAAAACAAAUUAUUAUUGAUAUUCGAAAUUCUUUUUCCUCACCAUAUUUUAUUCAUACCAAAAGUUUUGUUAACUUUAUUGAAAAUACAAAUUUAAAUGUAACCUUAAAAAAAUUAUAUUUAAAUAAAGACGACACAUUUUAUUUUAAAAUAGAUAAAAAAAACAAUUUUUCUGAUGAUAUAUACUCAAAUGGGAAUAAUGUUGUUUUUAUGUUUAAUUAUUAUUUUCAUAUAUAUACAUAUCAUAGUGAUGAAACAUAUAGCGCUUCAAAUAAAGAACUAUUUAGGUAUAAUAAAUACAUUAUUAUGCCAUAUUUUAAUGAUAUAUAUAUAUAUUCAGAAAAUUUACUUAAAUAUGUAAAAAUUCUCAAAUUUUUGGAAUCACGAAGAAAUAAGUUUAGUGAAAAGACAAAUGUUAAUGACAACUCUAAAAUAAAAGGCGGUAGUAGUGAUAUCAAUAAUGGUGAUGUGAUUAAAGACGAUAAAAUUGUAACAUUCAGAACAUUUUAUAUCCAAAAUUUGUAUGAAACAUGUAAUGAUUUAUUUAUAAAUUAUUUUUAUUUAUUGUUAAAUAAUUUAGUUAUAGAAUUAGUGAAUGAAAUGAAAUUAAAUAAUUUUUUGAGCAUAUUAAAUGUUUUACAAUUAUUAAAGAAAUAUAAUAUGAGCAUUGACAUGUAUUUUUGGACAUUAUAUGAUAAUUAUAUAAAUGUAUACAAUAAAUAUUGUGCCCAUGCUCAAUUAGUUAAAUUAUUUAAUAAUAACAAUCCAAAUGAAGUAUAUAAUUUUGAUUUUUUAAAAAACGUUAAUUAUAAUUAUUGUAAUAAGAAAAAAUUUUAUAUAAAAAGGAUAGUAAUAUUUUCAGCUUGUAUACUGAUAUCUUCUAUUUGUAAGCAUAUCAUCCAAUUUUUUGUGUCUAAUUUCAACUUUAACUAUGAAAUAGUAUUUAGUACAAUUUGCUUAUUAUUAUUUACAGACAAUAAUAAUAGAAGAAAUUUAAAUGAUGAUCAUAUGUAUUUAAAUAUUCAGAAAUCGAUAUAUUUUAAUAUAUUUUUUUCCCUUAGUUAUGUUUUACAAUAUAUUCCUUUAAAUGUUCAGUAUUUAAAUUUAUAUAAAAUUAUAAACAAGGUUAAAAAAUAUAAAACGAUUUUAGCUAUAUGCUUAAAUUAUAUAUGUGAAACAAAAUUACCAUUUUAUGUUUUUUGGAAACAUCAUUAUAUACCAAUAAGGUUAUUAAAAAACUUUUUUUCAUUCAACAAAAAAAUAAAUAUAAUUUGUAGAGAGAAUUACGAACUAAAUGACAUAGUAGAUGAUAAUAGAUUUGAAGAAAGUUAUUAUAAUGAAAGAAAUUUUAAAAUUAAUAAAAAGGAAAAUAUGAAAUGGAUUAAUGAAAAAUAUUGUUAUAAUAUUCCAAACAAUUAUUCAAAUAUGUUCAAAAAUAAAAAAAUGGUAAAAAAUGCAAUAUACAGAUAUUUUCAGAGUGAAAGUGGAAAAAAUAAAUAUUGGAAUAUUAUAUAUUAUAUUAUUAAAAUGAAUUUUAAUUCAAAUUCAAAUAAAUUAGAAUUUUAUGAUUUAAAAAAUGUCCACAAUAAUAUAAUAAGUUAUUUUACAAACAUAAAUAUACAUGCUCUUCAAUUAAUUAAUAACAACGAUGAUAUUUUUCAGUUAAUUUAUUUACACUUUGUUAACUUUAUAUCAAUGUGUUGGAAUGAAGAUAAUGCUUUAAAUAAUAAUAUGUCUAGUUCAGAAAAUAUUAUACCAAAUGAACUGACAAAUAAUAACGUUUUAAAUAAUGUGGUAAAUAUAUCUGCAAAAGCGAGUGAAUAUUUUAAAAUGAAUAACACACUAAUGAAGUAUUGUAGUGAGUUUAGUUUAAAUGCACAUUUUUUGUUUGCAAAUGAGUGUAAUUUUGUAGACAAAAUUGUAUUUAAUGUUUUGUUAGAAAUAUUAGAAACAUAUUAUGCCAAUUUAUUAGAUAUUUUACCAAUAUUUAAAAAAAAGCACUUUAAAGUGCUAACCUAUGAUCUUAAAAUAUAUUUAAUAAAUAUAUUUUUUUUUAUAUUUGUUACUACAGAUAAAUAUAGAAUAUAUGAUAUAAAUAAUAAGGACAAAUUUUCAAAAUUAUAUAAACAUGAUUUUAUGAAACAAAAAUACAAUAUGCUACAAUUUGAUAAAAAUAAUGAUAUUUUAAACAAAUCAAAAUUAAACGAUUUGUUUGUAGAAAAUGAACAAUAUUUUUCACCUCGAAAUUAUUUUGAAAUUUUAAAAAAUAAAAACGAUAAAUAUGGAAUAAAUAGUUAUAAUAAUAAAGACAGUAUUCAUGAAUACUUCAAUUUUUGUGACACAGGGAAUGAAAUAGAAUUUGAAAGCGAAAAUAAAAUUCAUACUGAAUGUGAAAUUGAAACACAAUCAGGAAGUGAAAGAUAUUUAGAAAUAGAGAAUAAUAAAAACUUAAAAGAAGAUAUAAUUGAUAAAAGUGAAAAGCUUACACCAAAUAACUACAAACAAACUAUUAAAAUUGUUUUAUUAGAUAAUGAUUACAAUAUUUAUAUAAUCGAAUUUUUCUUUAAACUUAUUUUAAGAAUCAUUCCUUUUUUUAAAUUGAAAGAUAAACAUAAAGAUAAAAAUGUUAUGCUUAAAUCAACGAUUAUUUAUAAUAUAAAAAUUAUAUUAGCUUCUUUAACAUCUUUUAAAAACAUUAUAUUAUCGAUGAAAAAUAAUUUUUAUAUAUUUAUUUAUUAUUUCUUCAUAAAAGGUUAUAUAUCAUUAAUUUUAUUAAAUGUAAAUAGUGCUAUCAAAAAUUUCAAGAAAGUUUUUGCCCUUAUAGUAUUUUUUUUUGGAAAUCCUAUAAACUCUAUAAAUACACAUCCAUUUCUAAUAUAUGUUACAUAUAUUUUAUAUGUAUUAACAAUAUUAUCCAAAUUAAAUCUUAUCAAUUUUUUUGAAGAUGUCCAUAAAAAUGGAACAGAAAUAUUUAGUGAAGAUAUAAUUAAAAAGGUAUUUCCAUGUGAAAAUUACUCCGCUGAUAAUAACAGCACGGUCUAUGAUAAUACUAAACGUGAAGAUAUGAAUCAUAAUAGUAGCGAUAAUAAUAGCUAUAAAAAUGACAGGGGAAAAGAAAACGAUAUAAACAUCAGUGCAACACAAAAUGUAGGUGACAAUAAUAAUUAUGAAAAACUCGAAAGCAAUAAGGAAAAGAAAAUUAAAAAAAAAAAUACUGAUGAAAAAAAAUAUAUUAACAAUAUAUGGAUGAAACAAAAAUAUGAAAUAUGGAUGUAUUUAGAAAUCAUUCGUACAAUUAAAAGGAAUUAUAUAAAAUUUAACAAUAAUAUAUACUUAGUACCUUUAAAUUACUUUUUUAUAAAUUUGAAAAAAAAUUUGAAGAAAUAUUUAGACGAAAAAGCAAAUCAUAUAUUCGACAAAGCGUGUAAUAAUAAUGAUAAAGCAAAAGAUAAUAAUUUUAAAAAAUAUGUAGAUAUCAAUACAAUUAAAAAAAAAAAAAAUGAUGAUAAAUAUACCACAAAAGAAAUUAGUAUAAAUAAUAGAAUAAAGGAUAAAAACAUGCUUAUAAAUAUCAAUAACAAUUUCAUAGCACUAUAUCCAAACUGUGAACAUGUAAAUAUUCCUAAAUUAUAUAUUAAGGGUGAGAUUAAUAAAUCAGUCCCAUCAAUAGAAAAUAUAGACAAUUUUGAAAAAAACAUAACAUAUUAUAAUAAAAAAGUGGAUAAAGAAACGAAAAGCAUAGACCCAAAACAAAUAAACCAAAUUAAAUAUCAACGUGAGGAAGAUGUAAAUAUGUGUAAAGAACAAAAAGAAGAUAAUGAAAAGCAAAAUAGACAAAAGGGGCAAAAAAAAAGUAUAUCUACAUUUACAAAUUUGAAUAAUUCUGUAAAAAAUGAUAAUGUAAAAUAUGAAUACAAUAAAAUAUUGUAUGGAAGUGUUGAUAAAAAAGAUAUAUGUAAUAUAUUAUUAUAUAACAUAAUUUAUAUAAACAAAAUGAAUAGAAAAAUAAAUAAUUGUAAAUUUGCAUGUUUUAACUUUAAAUAUUAUACAUAUAAUAAAAUAAUAUCUGAUUAUAAUAAUUAUUACAAUAAAGUUAUAUUGAAAAGUUUUAAAACCAAGUUAUGCGAAAAUUAUUAUGCAUACACUUUUGGAAAUAAUGAAAAUGGGGCACUUGCUAUUGGAAAACCAUCCCACUUAAAGUUAUCACCAACUAUUGGUGAAAUGGGAUAUGAAGAAAAUAAGACAAGCAUUAAAAAAGGAACCGAUUUUUGGUUUACAAAUAGUUUGCAGUUCUUACCAAUGGAAAUAAAAAAAGUAUGUGUGAAUGGAAAUAUGAUUUCAAUAAUUGAUAAUAAACACAAUUUAUAUAUUUGUGGGAAAAAUAGCCUUAUUGAAACAAAAAAUAAGUUAUGCAUUAAAGAUAAAAAUAUGAAAUUAAAAAAUGAAAAUAAAAUAGCACACAAAAAAAAUGAGAAUUCAUUAAAAAAUAAUAUUAUAGAAAAGGUUCCGUUUGACAAAUUUUUCACAAAUUUAAAAUUAAAAAAAAUUAAAAAACAAAAAAAUAAUUUACUUGAUUAUAAUAGUUCAUCAGGCGACAGUGAUGAUUUAUUAUUAGAAGAUGCUUCAAUGAUGUGUGAAACAAUGGUUUAUGCAAAUCCAAAAUGUUAUUGUGACGAAUUAACGGCCUAUUAUGAAAAUACAAAAUAUAAAAACAGUAAAUAUAACUAUUGUACUUAUUGUGCAUCUUUAUAUGAUGCAUAUAAUAAUUUAAGUUCAUGUGAUAGUGAUAUAUGUUCUUCCUUUGAUAGUGGAAAUAGUGAUUCUACAUAUGUUAAAGUUGAUAAUUUAGAUGAAAUAAAUAAAAAUAUCAACAUAAAUCUUUUAUUAAACAAUAAUAAAGAUAAAUCAUUUUUUGUAAAAAAAAAAAAUGAUAUUUUAAAAAAAGUUUCAAUAGAAGAUUUUAAUAUAUAUAACACAAUAUUGUACUCUUCAUCAUAUGCAAACCAAUAUUUAGCAUAUGUUUUACCUGAUCAAAAAUAUUCCAUAAAAUUCAUGAAAAAGCAUUUUAAUAAAAUUUCCAUCCAAAAUUACAAACAACGAAUAAAUAGUAAAUUAAAAUCUAAAACAAGCGAAAGCAUAGAUACUUCAAAUUAUAAUAGUAAGCAUAAUGAAUACAAGAAAAAUAUUAAAGAAAGUUCUAAUAGAAAUUCAUUAUUAAAAAAAGGCAAAUAUAAAAAAGUUACAAUAGACAAUAAUAUUAAUAAUAAUAAAUUUAUUUAUAAUUUUAUACACGAUAUAAAAACGAGAAUAAAAUUUGUUGACAUUUACAAUGGUUCCGAUUUUGUUAUAUCCAUUAAUAAUUUUGGACAUGUUUAUUCAUGGGGAAAUAAUAAAUAUGGAUGUUUAGGUACUGGUGAUAAUAUUAAUAGAUAUGCUCCAACAUUAAUUAAUCCUGGUCAUUUCUUUUUAUAUGAUUUUGAAAAGUUGCAAAUACAUACCAAUUACAAAACAGAAGUAAAAAUUAAAAAUCAUGGGGAAGUUAAUAACAAAUGUUCUGAUAAUAUCUUAUAUAAUUCUCUAAUUCUAGAAACAAUAAAAAAAUAUAUCUAUAAUAAAAAUAAAGAUUCAAUGAAUAAUUUAAAAGCACCUAAUGAAAAAUUUAGUGAAUCUGAAGAAAAGUCCAUGAAUUCAAAUAAUUUUGCAAACCCUAAUAAAUAUAAAGACGAUGAUUUUUUUACUUUAAAAACAAACAAUCUUUAUUCUUCAAACCAUAUGUUUAAUUUUAAGAACCUAGAAGUUAAAAAUGUCAUUAUAAGUGUGCAUAAAAUUUAUGUCCCUAUUAGUUCGGUUUUUUGUGGUGACAAUCAUGUUUGUGCAUAUUCUAAUGGAUCUAUAUUUAUGUGGGGGGAGCAAAAAUUAGGUCAAACAUCUAUUCCUUUUGAAAAUAUUUAUUUUGAUUGUUUUGAUAAAUGUGAUAUUUUAGAUAGUGAAACAAAUGAUAAUUGUAAACAAAAUUUUAACGACAGAAGGACUAAUAAAAUAAAUAAAAUACAAAAAGAUACAAUAUCAUCAUUUUCAAGUUCGUCUGAUAAUUCUAGUGUAACAGACAAAAAUAAAUAUUUUAAAAAUUCGUUUACCAAAAAUAUUUCACUUAAAAAAAAAACAUUGAGUUCUAAUGUUGAUAAUCCGAUACAUAACGUUUUUAGCUUAACAAAUAAUGAAGUGUUUCUCAACAACAAUAAAAUAUAUUUAUCUUCCAAUUUAAAUUCAAUGAAUAAUAUAAAAAGAGCAAAACAUAACAAUAAUUUAGUUCUUUUUCCAAUUCAAAUAUGCUUAUUUAAUUUGUCUUAUAGGGUGAAAAAAGUGGAAAGAAAUUCAAAUAGCAAACUUUCUAACAAGGAUGUUAUUAAGAAUAAAAACAAUCUUCAAAAAUUAAUAGACUCAAAUCGUAAUUUCAAAGAUUUUGAAAAUUACGAUAGUAAUAAUAAUAUUGAUAAGACCAUGAAAAAAAAAUUGGAAACAAAUGUAGAUAUGGAAAAUACGAAUGUAAAAAAACCUAAUUAUAUUAGACUAUAUGAUUACUUAGAAACAUUUAUAAAGGCAGAAAUUGUAAAUAUUUAUAUGAAUCUUUUUAGAAAUGAUAUAAAUAUUUAUACAAAUAUUCCUAACAAUAGUAACAUAAAUCCAUAUAUUUAUGGAAUGAAAUUUUAUGAUUACAAUUUUUACGAUAACAAUUAUACGAAUGUUCAAGAUUAUUAUGAUAUAAAAUCAAAUAAAAAAAAAUAUAAGAGUGGUAGUAAUUUGUAUUCAUCAAAUGAAAAUUAUAAGCAUAAGGAUUCAAGUCGCAAGUUAAUUGAUGAAACAAAAAAUGAAUCUUUAAAUCAUGAAAAAGGUGGUGAUAUACUUAAUGCAUCUGAUCCAAAUAAAUUCAUCAAAUUAAUGAAAGAAGAUGAAAUGAUUGAUCCACAAAUUUAUGAAUACAUUGAAAAGGAAGAAACCGUGUGUAUUAAUAUCAAAUUAAUAAUUUUUUUAUUUCUUUUUAUAAAAAAGAAAUAUAUGAUAAUUUUCUUGAACACGAUUUUAAUGGUAUCAAAUAUAUCUUGCGGUGAAGCAAACACUGUGAUAACAUGCUUUAAGAAAAGUAUUUAUGAUAAAUAUUAUCAAUAUAUAAUGAAAAAUAUUACUUGUAUAGAAAAUUACAAACAUUUGGAAAGUGAAAAAUUGAAAUCAAAAAUUAAUGCAAAUUUGCCAGAACAUUCUGCUUCAUUAAGUGAAACAUGUGAUAAUAUUUAUAGAAAUGAUAUAUUUGACAUUAAAAAUUACACGGGAGCGAUUAUAGGUUGGGGAGAUAAAUCAUUUGAUGAAUUUAAAGUUAUGGAUUCCACUUAUUCCUGCUCUGAUACGUCAUGUUUAUACCGCAUGAUAGAAGAAAUAUUAGCACAUUAUAUGUGCAUCUAUGUUUGUGGCAGAGACACAAAUAAUAACCUGUGUUUAAAUAAUAUAAAUGAUAGUAUAUAUACGUUCACUCGGAUUAGUAAUAACUUUUUCAAUUACAAUUUUAAUAAUUUUUUAUGCAUGUACAAGUAUAAUUAUUAUCUUUAUUACGUACACCAAAACAAUGUUCACAUUAAUCAUAAUAAUGAUGUUACCUAUAUACACAACAAUCCCCUUACAUCUUUUAAAAAUAAAUUUAACAUAUUUGCAACUCGAGAAAGUAAUAACGGAAGUGAAGAAAAUACAAGGGAUCAAAAUAAUUUCACAAAUAAAUUUAUAAUAAUAAAAAAAAUUGUUUGUAGUAAUAUUGUAACAUGCUUAGUUGAUAUACACAAUAAUAUUUAUAUAGCUGGAGACUUGAAAUAUUAUUUUCCGAAUUAUUUUCAGCAUAUAGCAUAUGGAUUAUCACCAUUUGUUAAAAUAAAUUUAAAUAAUCCCAAAAAUAUAAAAAAUAUAUCUAUUAACCAAAAUAAUAUUUUUUUGAUAUAUGAUGAUCAUUCUAUAAAAAUAUUAGGUUAUAAUAAUUAUAUUGACUUCUUUAAACAUCAUCAUCCUAUAUUUUUUACAAAUAAGCACAACCAAAAACAUUCAUAUAAAAGUUUAACUAUACAAAAUUCUGAUUUUUUAGUAAAAGAUGUACAAACUGGAAGCAAUUGCACUGUUUUUGUUAUGAAAAGAAAAAAAGGGAAGAAAAAUUAA
This is a messenger RNA of Plasmodium berghei ANKA, 12465 nucleotides long. Its product is annotated as conserved Plasmodium protein, unknown function. The record is from RefSeq and is a predicted model, not a curated record. NCBI's taxonomy places the organism in Eukaryota, Apicomplexa, Aconoidasida, Haemosporida, Plasmodiidae. The coding region runs from base 1 to 12465 and encodes 4154 amino acids. Gene Ontology annotation, molecular function: guanyl-nucleotide exchange factor activity. The transcript has 3 exons. Gene Ontology annotation, cellular component: cytoplasm.